Lolium rigidum is the source of this 716-nucleotide messenger RNA. Its product is annotated as vegetative cell wall protein gp1-like. NCBI's taxonomy places the organism in Eukaryota, Viridiplantae, Streptophyta, Magnoliopsida, Poales, Poaceae. The record is from RefSeq and is a predicted model, not a curated record. Bases 59 to 634 code for a protein of 191 amino acids. The transcript has a single exon.
CAUCCCAGAGCAAAAUAAACAUUAGCAUCCUGCCUAGCUUACAUACAGUCACUAAACCAUGGCUCCUAGUGUUCACCAUCUCCUUGUUCUGCUCCUAGCCUUCACAUCCUUCAGCGGCAGCUACGCAGCUCGUCGUCUUCUAGACACAGCAGCCGCGCCAGAGGCCGCCGCACCAGCUCAGCCUUCUGUACCAAAAGUUCCCACAGCACUGCCUCCGGCGUCUUCCGUUCCCGCAGUUCCAACCACACUGCCUCCAAUGCCUUCCAUUCCCGCAGUUCCAACCACACUGCCUCCAAUGCCUUCCAUUCCAGCAGUUCCAACCACACUGCCUCCAAUGCCUUCCAUUCCCGCAGUUCCAAAGUUGGCAAUCCCACCAGUACCAUCCAUUCCCAUCCCCAAGGUCGCCAUGGCACCAAUAGCCCCUGGCGCAGUUCCAUCUCUUCCUGUUCCGGCGGUUCCGGCCACCAUACCAACCAUUCCUACUUUGCCUGGUACCAUGCCAUCGAUGCCCUCAGUCCCAACUACUAUUCCAUCCAUUCCGCUCACAGUACCGACAACAUUCCCUACCAUUCCCGGGUUCCAGAUGCCACCUAUUCCAUCCAUGUCGCCACCUCCACAAACUACCAGCCCAUGAAGACAGUCAUAGCAUGUGAGUCUGCUUAUGACUGCUAGUCGGGGAUUGAUUCGCCAUAAAUAGUUAUCAGUGUGUUUGUAAU